UUCCUUCCUCAGUUCUUCCCUCAGUUCCUUCCCUCAGUUUCCCUCCCUCAGUUCCCUCCCCUCAGUUCCCUCCCUCAGUUCCCUCCCUCAGUGUCCCUCCCUCAGUUCCCUCCUCAUUCAGUUCUCCUUCCCUCAGUUCCCUCCCUCAGUUCCCUCCCUCAGUUCCCUCCCUCAGUUCCCUCCCUCAGUUCCCUCCCUCAGUUCCCUCCCUCAGUUCCCUCCCUCAGUUCCCUCCCUCAGUUCCCACCCUCAGUUCCCUCCCUCAGUUCCUUCCCUCAGUUCCCUCCUCAGUUCCCUCCCUCAGUUCCCUCCCUCAGUUCCCUCCCUCAGUUCCUUCCCUCAGUUCCUUCCCUCAGUUCCUUCCCCAGUUCCCUCCCUCAGUUCCUUCCCUCAGUUCCUUCCCUCAGUUCCUUCCCUCAGUUCCUCCCUCAGUUCCGUCCCUCAGUUCCGUCCCUCAGUUCCUUCCCUCAGUUCCCUCCCUCAGUUCCCUCCCUCAGUUCCCUCCCUCAGUUCCCUCCCUCAGUUCCCUCCCUCAGUUCCCUCCCUCAGUUCCCUCCCUCAGUUCCCUCCCUCAGUUCCUUCCCUCAGUUCCUUCCAACUUGCACUCAUGCCACCUGUUGUUGGUGGCACAUGAUGAGUUGCACUGA
This is a messenger RNA of Closterium sp. Naga37s-1, 647 nucleotides long. Lineage: Eukaryota; Viridiplantae; Streptophyta; Zygnematophyceae; Desmidiales; Closteriaceae. The record is from the annotation of a GenBank genome assembly.